UGGUCUGGAAAUUGGUUGUAUUACUAUAACAAGAUUCAACAGGUAAAUUAUUGGUCACAAAGUGACAAAGCAAAUGAGGAAACCUAUCUUUUAACACCAGGGGAAAUACAGGCUGACAUCAAAGAUGGAUGUUUAACAUUUGAAGAAAAAAUAGGUGUCCUGGAAAAAAAGCAACAUGGCGUCGGAUUCUGAACCUACAAAAAUAGAGUUGGAUGAUAUCAACACAACAAGGUCAACAACAACAACGACAGGACUAAUCAACAAAAGUUACCUACCUGAAAAUGACCUUAACCCAAGUGAAAGCUAUUUCUUGGGUCGCGCUGAUGCUUGCAAUCCACCAUCGUGCGCAGAACAAGACCAGGAUGUGAAGUCAAGAUGUGUCCGAUGUGUACGCAUGACAGAAGUAGUACCUUCCUCCAGCCAGAUAUAUGGAGCAAAUUCCAGUGAAGAAAAUAUCACAAAGGAACCUGACUGGAAGAUGUCUGUUAACCAGUUUUCAUCCAAAAAACAAGGAGACAAAGGGGACAAAGCCUGGACGAAGCGAAUCAGGUCAUACUACAAAGCCCAGGAUGGACUGAUAGAGACAUACGAGAACAUUGAGGAUUUAGAGAGGAAAACAGCAGAGGAAAGAAAUGCUGACCCCGAGGAAAAAAAAUCCUAUGCAGCAUUCUUUGCUAAACUCAGUCUUGCUGCUAAUUUGAUCUUGCUGAUAGCAAAGCUGGCUGCAGCCAUCUUGUCCGGGUCAAUAUCCGUCAUUUCAAGUUUAGUGGAUAGCAUUGUCGAUUUUGCUUCCGGUAUUGUUAUUUGGGCCACAACAAGAGCAGUGAAGAACCGGAACCUAUACGAAUAUCCGCAAGGUAGAACCAAGUUGGAACCUAUAGCUAUUGUAGUGCUAUCAGUUGUCAUGAGUGUGGCGUCCCUACAGCUGAUCCGGGAGUCUGCAGAAAAGAUUGUAGAUCUUGCUAAUUACAAUUCUACAGCACCUAGUUUUACCAUACCAACAAUUGUCAUAACAGCUUCUACAGUUGUGAUCAAACUGGUAUUGUACCUGUUAUGUCGUCGUGUCCAGAAGCCAAGUGUCCAAGCUUUGGCCCAAGACCAUCGGAACGAUGUUCUGUCCAAUUCUGUGGCACUAGUCUGUGGCUAUCUAGGGUCCAAGGAAAUGCAGAAUAACGUGCCAGGUGCGUACGGCCUGGUUUAUAUAGACCCCUGUGGAGCCAUAGUCAUCUCUAUCUACAUCAUCAUCAGCUGGUGGAUCACUGGCUGGGAUCAAACUAAGAUGUUGACUGGUCACACUGCCAAGCCAGACUUUCUGAAAAAGAUCACAUGGAUAUGUAUCAAUCAUGAUUCCAGAAUCCGUUUUGUGGAAACAGUGCGGGCAUUCCACUUCGGAAACAAUUUUCUAGUAGAGGUAGACGUUGUUCUCCCCCAAGAUAUGACACUAGCGGAAGCUCACGACAUUGGGGAACCACUUCAACAGAAACUGGAGCGAUUACCAGAAGUAGAACGAGCUUUCGUUCAUCUAGACUACAAUUUCGACCAUGACCCAAGAGAUGAACAUAAACUUGUGUGAUAUUUGUUACAAAAACAAUUUGCAGACAAGUUCUUGGUUGGAGAGAUGUCAUUACUUGUAAGAAGCCCCUGAGAGUCUGUGUCUUUUUGAUGGAAGGAUGCCCGUCCUUCACAGAACUACUUCCACAGCUUGUUGGUAACACGUUGUACAGCAGGGUUGACAGGAGUAAUCAAGAUAAAGUGCCUUGUUCAAAGACAUUUUGAUAGCAACUACUGCUGUAGGUGUAGUUCAGGGUUAUGCUUUUGUAAUCAGUAAAAGAACAUGGUCUUUUACUCAUUCACCCCUGAAGACACAUUUGAACCAUUCCAGUUCAAAGGUUGGAAUAGUGCCUUAUGAAAGUUAAAUAGUUGUAAAUUAUAUUCUAUUUUUAUCUCAGCCCUUGAUAAACUUAUCACAAGUCACAGUGUAUGUAUUUGAAAUAAAGAAAUAUAUAAAAUACAGUAAGAUGUCUUCAAGUUACCAUAGAUUUUAAAGAAAGAUAAAGAAAAUCCUAACAGUCAAUUGAUUUUGGCCAAAGUUAUUUUCAAUCGAAAAAAAAAUGCAAAACAAUGUAACACCGUUCAAUAAAUACUGAAGUGAAUUUCAUAGAGCAUGCAGAUCUGCCCUGUUACCUUUUUAUAGGCAAUCAAAGGUUCCGGCUCCUUAUAGGCCAGACUUUAAUGAAGUUUUCAGUCUUGUAUAACUGAUGAAUCUUAAGACCAAACAAAAAUGGAAUCUUAAAUGAUUAAUGUUUUAAUGAAUGAGUGGAAGGUAAUAGCAAAUCUCUUAUGAUAAAUCAAUACUGUAUUUCCAAUGUCAAUACCAUAGCGAAUAAUCCUAUAAAUAUCAAUAAACAGUAAGGGGAGACAACUCUUCCUGUCUAGAAUGCUAUUCUGAUUAUGGUCCAUCUAUAGGAUGUUUCUGUAUCUAACCAGUUUAUUGACACAACAUUUGCGUCUUACUUUCUGUUUACAAACCAAAGAAUUAUGGUGUGUAGUACUAUAAAUAUGAAAUCCCCUGAUGAUUUAAAAAAAAUAGAGGUGUCUUUUAUCAAUUUAUUUUUUAUUUUUAAAGAUGUAUAUAUAUUGUUAAA
Mizuhopecten yessoensis (Yesso scallop) is the source of this 2645-nucleotide messenger RNA. Its product is annotated as metal tolerance protein 9-like. Lineage: Eukaryota; Metazoa; Mollusca; Bivalvia; Pectinida; Pectinidae. Gene Ontology annotation, molecular function: monoatomic cation transmembrane transporter activity. The transcript has 11 exons. Gene Ontology annotation, cellular component: membrane. The coding region runs from base 176 to 1573 and encodes 465 amino acids. The record is from RefSeq and is a predicted model, not a curated record. Gene Ontology annotation, biological process: monoatomic cation transport; transmembrane transport.